Messenger RNA from Rosa rugosa (rugosa rose), 1335 nucleotides. Its product is annotated as polyadenylate-binding protein 2. The transcript is spliced from 5 exons. The coding region runs from base 658 to 1038 and encodes 126 amino acids. NCBI's taxonomy places the organism in Eukaryota, Viridiplantae, Streptophyta, Magnoliopsida, Rosales, Rosaceae. The record is from RefSeq and is a predicted model, not a curated record. Gene Ontology annotation, molecular function: RNA binding.
UUGAGGGUGGUCAAUGUAUUCUGAUGUAUCAUUAGCUGUCGCUAGAGACCAGACAUGUCUUCUGUACCGUCAAAUAAAAAAAUACAAAAGUUGAAAGAUGGAAGGAAAAAAAUUGUCUGAUAUAAAAAAAGUAUAAAUAAUUGCAAAGGUGAAAAAAAAAAAGGAAAAAAAAAAAAGAAAAAAGAAAAGAAAAGAAAAACAUGAAAGAAAAAAGAAGAAUGAAUUGGAAAAAAAAAAAUACUUGGGAAUUUUACAACAGUGGGUUGUAGAUGACAUGAUUUAUUUAGGAAAAAAGUAUAGUGAAUUUCCAGAAGAUAUUCCAAGAGAAUGAUGGGAAAGAAGGAGGUAGGAUGUGAAUUAUGAGGCUUCAACUUCAAUACAAGAGAGGGGGUGCGUCUUUGAAGAGGAAAGGAAAGAUGGGUUUGCAACUGUAGUUGCAGAGGUUCUCUGCUGUUGGAUGCUGUUGUUUGGUGCCUCAGGAAUGUGUCUAUUUGGCAAAUGUGGUGAGGGUACAUGAUCCUGCUUUCCUAUGGCCUAAGUUCUCUCUAAUUUGACAAUGGUGUUCAUCCAAAUCUCACUAAAGAUUAUUUAAUCAGUUAAAGAAAGGCCUCUUCUUCAUGGAUUGAUUGGUGCCAAUACGUAUUUAAUUUUAUAUAUAUGCUUCUUAAGGUUGAUUAUGCAUGCACACCUGAAGAAGUACAGCAGCAUUUCCAAUCAUGUGGCACAGUUAACAGAGUGACUAUACUGACAGAUAAAUUUGGCCAACCAAAGGGUUUUGCCUAUGUGGAAUUCCUUGAAACAGAAGCUGUUCAAGAGGCUCUUGUUCUGAAUGAAUCUGAGUUGCAUGGUCGGCAAUUGAAGGUUUUGCCUAAAAGGACCAAUGUUCCUGGUAUGAAGCAAUUCCGCCCUAGACGCUUCAAUCCUUAUAUGGGUUACCGCUUCAGGAGGCCGUAUGUACCCCCUUACUUCUACUCUCCUUAUGGAUAUGGGAAGGUUCCCAGAUUCAGAAGGCCAGCACGAUACAUGCCCUACUACUAGAAGACUGUUUGCAUCUGAUUGAUGGUUACAUCAUCUAGUAUAAGACCAUUAUAUUCGUAUUAUGAAUAGUUAAACUCUACUUAUCCUGGUAAUUCUAGACAGGAUCAUUAUUGCGGAAGUGGGUACAAAAUACAUUUAGCCUUAUUGUCAUUUAACGAUUUGUUUGUGAAUUAUGCACUCUAUGUGUGAUGUGAACUAGCUAAUAAUGGUUUUUUUUUUUUAUGGAAAAUAUUAUAGCAUAUUACAUUCUUUUCAUUUGGUCAAUCAUAUUUCUUUUUAUGCGUGUGGUCAACCUCA